UGUUCGAAGAAUAAAACAACACAAGAAGAAAUGAAACCUGUUUGGCAGCAUUAGAAUUUUUCCGGCCUUUGCUAUGAAAGAACCGGAAGUUAUUCAGAGAUUUCCAGAAGCUGAGACGAUUUCCGAUGAGAAUGACACCACCAAGCUUUUCAAUAAAGACCACAACUAUUUCUCGGUAGAAGAGAAAUGCGGAGUGUUAAUGUCGGACAGCUUAGCUAAAAACGAGAACGGGGAUUUAGAUAAAAAUGCUUUAGAUUCAGUUGUUUCGGAUGAUUUUCGAAAUGGAAAAACUCAUUUGUUAUCGCUUCAAAGUGAAAACCAAGAGGAUUGUAUACUUCCUGGGGAUAUAACGAGAGAAACGUCUAGAAUUAACCGACCUCGAUUUGAUGCACGUUUUCGGACUAAUUCGUUGGAUUCAGCAUUUAGUGAAGACUCGCUUAUUGAUUUUGAAGGUGGUGAAGAUUCAAAGCUUGAAUCGAUUAUAGAUCAAUUGAUUUUCUAUCCAGACGAUCUCCAGACUGAUCUUUCGAGUUAUGUGAAAUCGGAUAACAAUUCUACUUUUAAUGAUAUUGAUAGCUUUGAUGUGAACGAUCUGUUUUGCUCAGACGCCAUUUGCGAUGAUUCACAAAUGGCUGCCGUCCAUUCUUCAGAUCUGAUCGAUCGAAAAGGCAAUGCCGUUCACAAGCUUCUGAUAAGGAUGUUUCUGGGAGGAAUGAAGUGGAGAGCGACACUCUUAAGGGAGAUAACUCACUUUUAGAGCCAUUAUGUUUUUUUGAUACUUUGGAUUCGUAUGAUAUGAAAAAAUCUUAUAAAGGUAAUAAGGGAUGGUUUUCAGUGAGGUUUGAAUCGGAAUCUGGGAGGUCGGAGAGGAAUGGUUUAAAGACCCCAGGAAAUGUAGAAUUCGAUGAACACAUCGAAAUGAAAAGCGAAUCUUCUGGAAAUACGUUGAGUUGCAUGAGCGAACAGUUAAUGAUGGAGAAUUUGAACGGGCGAAAGCUGAACAGUUAUCUAAGCCAAGAAAAGCACACGGAUAUACGGGAUUUGAUUUCAAAUAAGGACCGUUUAAAAUCUGUUUUGAAAGAUUUGGUUCUAAAUAAAGACUAUUUUGAACAAGAUAAAACAAACCCUCUUUCGCCGACGGAGCAAAAGGCAUCAGUAGAAGAGUUCAAUACAAAAUUAUUGCGUUCCUUAGAUGUUUUAGCGAUUCUUUCUCCGCAGUCUCAGGGUUCUAACGAAACGGAAAUGUUAAUUGAAUCAGCUGAUAAUGAGGUUCCUUUUAAGACUAAGAAACGGUCAGUACACAACAUGAAUUUUCUCACAAAAAGUCCACAACAGCCGGAAGGAACUAGCCAAGAAAACGCUGGCGGUAAAACACAUGAAUCAGAAAUGGCUGACAGCUGUUUUGGGAGCUCCGGUGUAUAUAAUAGGGAGUUGAUUUUGAGAAAAGAUCAACAGAUCCCGAUGUGCUGUCCU
Molecule: messenger RNA, 1473 nt
Organism: Octopus sinensis (East Asian common octopus)
Lineage: Eukaryota; Metazoa; Mollusca; Cephalopoda; Octopoda; Octopodidae
Exons: 2
Coding region: 74-757 (227 amino acids)
Source: RefSeq, a predicted model, not a curated record